Emericellopsis cladophorae is the source of this 495-nucleotide messenger RNA. RefSeq names its product dUTP pyrophosphatase. The record is from RefSeq and is a predicted model, not a curated record. Gene Ontology annotation, molecular function: magnesium ion binding; dUTP diphosphatase activity. The coding region runs from base 1 to 495 and encodes 164 amino acids. Gene Ontology annotation, biological process: dUTP catabolic process; dUMP biosynthetic process. The transcript is spliced from 2 exons. NCBI's taxonomy places the organism in Eukaryota, Fungi, Ascomycota, Sordariomycetes, Hypocreales, Bionectriaceae.
AUGACCUCAGCGUCCAACGACGCACCGACAUCCCCUCCCGCAAAGCGCGUCAAGACCGACGACACCAUGGCCGAACCUAAGCUCCUCGUAAAGAGGCUCUCGGACAAGGGCCGUGUGCCCACCCGCGGCAGCGCCUUCGCCGCGGGCUACGACAUUUACGCCGCCAAGGACACAACUGUCCCCGCGAGGGGUAAGGUGCUCGUCGACACGGACAUCUCCAUCGCCUGCCCCGCUGGUACCUAUGGCCGCAUAGCGCCUCGCUCCGGCCUCGCCUCCAAGAACUUCAUCGACACGGGCGCGGGCGUCAUUGACGCUGACUACCGUGGUCAGGUCAAGGUUCUCCUCUUCAACCACGCCGAGACGGACUACGAGGUCAGGGAGGGCGAUCGCGUCGCGCAGCUCGUCCUCGAGAGGAUCUACACGCCCGAAGUGGAGGAGGUGCAGGAGCUGGAGGAGAGCGUGCGCGGUGCCGGCGGGUUUGGCUCGACGGGUUGA